GCAGUUCAGCACAGCACUGGUUAGUUAAUAUUUUCAUGGUAACUCGUAGCAGUUGUGAUCGCACGUACAGUAUUUUAUUACUUGCAGUAGAUAAACAACUAAAUGGUGGUGCCCUUUUUUCACCAUUAUAGAAAACUGUGUGAUUCCCCAAGAGAACUAAGUCAGUUUUUUUUAUCCUUGUGACACAUCUAAUCAAUUUCUAUAUAAGAGUUAGGUCAAAGUGAAGUGUUGUGAUGUUAUUUUGUGUGACGAGAAGCAUCUUUACAAGUUAGCCAAGUGGCGCCUUUUUUGUCAAUAUAUAAAGUGUGCUUCGAUAGUAACCGCAGUCCUGUAGACAUAAUUACUAAUUCUAAUAUGCGAGAAAACAAUAGCACCGGUGAGAAUAAGGAGGAGAAGGAGGAGGAGUACGGUCUUGGCUAUGACCACACUUUGAUGUAUGGCCGGUACACGAAGGAUCUUGGCGAGUAUGCAAAGGAGGAGGCACGCCGGCUGCGCAAUGACAAGCUUCUGCGCAACAAUUUCGACAAGGUACGCGCUCAGAAAUUCAGCAAAUCAAGACAAGGUCCGUUUACCCGUAAGCUUAUCACCCUAUUGGCCUUUGCCUGGAAGCACACUGGUGCUCGCCUUGGGGAAGACUGGGUCUUCCUUGCGCUACUUGGCAUCAUUAUGGCCUUCAUCAGCUAUGCCAUGGAUCGUGGAAUUUCCAUGUGUAAUAACGCUAGGAUAUGGCUGUAUGAGGAUCUCACAUCCCACCCGGUUCUACAAUACUUUGCCUGGGUAUUCCUACCAGUGUGCCUCACCCUCUUCAGUGCCGGCUUCGUCCACAUUGUUGCUCCACAAAGCAUCGGUUCAGGCAUACCCGAGAUGAAGACAAUCCUGCGGGGCGUUGCGCUCAAGGAAUACUUAACAUUUCGUACACUUGUUGCUAAAGUUGUUGGACUGACAGCUACUCUCGGUUCAGGUCUACCACUUGGAAAGGAAGGUCCAUUUGUACACAUCGCCAGUAUUGUAGCCACGCUUUUGUCGAAGCUAGUGACAGGCUUUCAGGGGAUCUAUGAGAAUGAGAGCCGUAACUGUGAGAUGCUGGCAGCAGCAUGUGCCGUAGGAGUAGCUUCAUGUUUCGCAGCUCCCAUAGGUGGUGUUCUCUUCAGCAUUGAGGUAACGACCGUAUACUUUGCGGUGCGAAAUUACUGGCGGGGAUUUUUCACAGCUGUCUGUGGUGCCACCAUGUUUCGUCUACUAGCGAUCUGGUUCCAACGUGAAGAGACCAUUACAGCCAUGUUUAUUACCAGCUUUACCAUGGACUUCCCCUUUGAUCCCCAGGAGCUCUUUGUCUUCGCUCUUAUUGGUGUUGCCAGUGGUCUCUGUGGCGCAUUCUAUGUAUGGCUUCACCGACAAUAUGUCUUAUUCAUGCGCCGCAACAAGAGCAUGAACAAUUUCCUCCAACAAAACCGUUUUUUGUAUCCUGGAAUUGUUUCGUUGGUUGUCUCUUCAUUUUCCUUCCCUCUAAGUCUUGGACAGUACAUGGCUGGAGUCUUAAACACGCACGACCAGGUCCAUGGACUCUUUACCAAUUUUACAUGGACUAAACUCGAUCUAAACGUAGAAGAGAGAAACAUCAUCAAAUACUGGUCAACUGAACAGACUGAUGUCUUCGUUGGUCUUCUGGGCUUUACAGCAUUUACGUUCAUCUUUUCUAUUAUUAGUUCUACCGUGCCAGUACCAUCAGGAAUUUUUAUUCCAGUUUUUAAAAUAGGAGCUGCUCUUGGCAGAGUAGUUGGAGAAAUCAUGGCUCUUCAGUUUCCCCAUGGCGUGCGGUAUGGUGGUGUCAUAACGCCAAUUGUACCAGGUGGAUACGCAACUGUUGGAGCGGCUGCAUUCUCUGGUGCCGUUACCCACACAAUAUCAGUUAGCGUGAUUAUAUUUGAGAUGACAGGCCAGAUUACGCACAUCGUGCCGAUGAUGAUAGCUGUGCUAAUCAGCAACGCCGUUGCAGCGUUACUCCAGCCGAGCAUAUACGACAGCAUUAUACUCAUUAAAAAGCUGCCUUAUUUGCCAGAUUUGCUACCCUCUGGCUCAGGAAUGUACAAUAUUUAUGUAGAAGAUUUCAUGGUUUGUGGUGUGAAGUAUAUUUGGCAUGGGAUAACAUAUCACAGGCUAAAAGAAAUUUUGAAGGAUAAUAAAAAGCUGCGUGGGUUUCCAUUGGUUGAUAAUCCAGAUUCAAUGAUUCUAUUGGGAUCAAUACAGAGACUAGAACUAAUCAACUUGAUCGAAAAGCAUAUUGGUAGAGAGAGGAGACUGCAGGUGGCUCAAAAAUGGCAUCAAGAAGCAGAAGAAAGAGCAAAAGAAGUAAUAGAACAACAGAUCAAGGAGCAAAAAUGUUCGAGAAGGCCAUCAAGAUUUGAAGUUAUUCCAGCUCCUGACAUUUUAAAAAUACAAAGACAAAGUGUCAAUGAUCUAUCACUGACAUCUGGUAGCGGAAUCAACUCAGAUCAUACAUUUCAUACGCCUGUAUUUGGAAGUCAACCAAAAAAAUCGAUUCUCAAAAAGACAAAUUCAUUUACUCUAAAAGGUUUCAGUCCACUUGUAAGUCCAGCUGUAACGCCUUACACGACUGUAACUGGAGCUGAAAGCAGAAUAAGACUAGCAUUUGAAGCAAUUUUUCGAAAAUCAGCUACCUUACAAGAUGUGGAUCCAGAUCCAGAAUUAAGUUCAGGUUCCAUCCAUGACAGACAACAGAAAAGUAUCGAUAAAACUAAUCAGCCGAUAUUAACAUCAAGUCCCGUAAUGUUCAAAAAAGUUCAACUGCCUCGAGAGCGUGUAAUUGACAUGUCACCAGAAGAUCAAACAGCUUGGGAAGAGAGCGAAAUGGCCCUUGAGGUUGACUUUUCACGAUGUCACAUUGAUCCAGCACCCUUUCAGCUCGUGGAAAGAACGUCGUUGCUUAAGGUUCACAGUCUUUUCAGCAUGGUUGGUGUCAAUCAUGCUUAUGUAACUGCCAUUGGUAGGCUUGUAGGAGUAGUAGGGUUGAAAGAGCUUCGUAAAGCAAUUGAAGAUGCCAAUGCUGGUAUCCUGCCCAUACAGCAGCCGAACGUUGACAACAGUACGCAUUUUAAGAUCUCAAAAAUGAGUCUGGUGGACGAACAUAAUGAUGUGGAGACAGGUACCAAGACCACUUUUAACACCAACCAAAGUCAGUUCAACUAAUUAAACUCCAACAACGUUAAAAAAGUCGAGAAGGUCUGAGACGAAGAAAAAAGUUUGUGUCACCUGCUUGCUUUGCAACUCAUCUGUUCAAUGAAUAGCUUGAUAAUUUAAAAUUACGUUAAGUUAAUAAAUUAUAAGGCCAGUGUUAAGUUAAUUGUGAUAUUGUUAUGACAGCACGACUUUCCAGCUACUUAGUUCGUAGAGUAAUAAAAUGUCUUUUACAAAUAUCUGAAGCUGCGUGACAAAGAAGAAUGUAGAAGCAAGAAGUGAGUGACUUUUCUGCACUUUUUACUUCGUUUUGUUUUCAAAAAUAAACAAAUUAUGAACAAAUAAUAUCAUUUGUAAAAGAAGUCUAAAAGGCUUAAUAAAAUCCAUGUUUCAAGCGGCCGUACAUGAACAACAUUUUUUAUCUUAACAUCAACAUAAUCUUGAACACUAAAGAUAUAUCUAAUAGAAUACCACGUCAUAUUAUCACUUUAAUAAAAGGAUGCACUCGAAAGUGUUUUUACUGUUUGCCAUGAAAAUUCGCUCUACUACAUCAAAAGAAGUUAAACUUCAUUCUAAAUCAUUUUUUAAUGAUCAAGUUAAUAAUGUUCGUAUCAAGUGUCUUUUUAAGAAAAUUUAUUAGUUUAAUUAUAUUCCUUGCAAACAAUGGUUACCUAGUUCUGUAUGCUGACAAGUUUUGUUUUAUAUGAGUAGUUAAAGCUGGUAUUAUAAAAGUUGUGUACAUAGUGAGCAUCGUUGACUAUCAUGUUAAGAUUUAGUAUUGGAAUCAGGGUAUCAAAAGUUUUGCAUUGUAAACAAAGAAAAUAAAACGAGUUUUUAAUAGUUAAAAAAUGUAUAGAAAU
Copidosoma floridanum is the source of this 4055-nucleotide messenger RNA. It is a transcript of the gene ClC-a, whose product is annotated as chloride channel protein 2. Gene Ontology annotation, biological process: transmembrane transport; chloride transport. Gene Ontology annotation, molecular function: voltage-gated chloride channel activity. NCBI's taxonomy places the organism in Eukaryota, Metazoa, Arthropoda, Insecta, Hymenoptera, Encyrtidae. The record is from RefSeq and is a predicted model, not a curated record. Gene Ontology annotation, cellular component: plasma membrane.